GUAAAUGCACCGUCGCCAAGUAGACUGUCGCCCAGAAGCACAGAACAGAGCUCGUCACACACAUCAGCGAGAAAUCGCUUCAAACUAGGCCUAACUUCCUCAGUUCUUUCAAAUACUGUUCGGUUAUGGUCGUAACAUGUUUAUUAUAACGCAGAUUGAAGACCAAAUUCGCGUGCAGCCAGCGGACUUGACAAAGGCGCCCCUCGACGCCGUCACGCAGGUCAUAGAGCAGCGCUUCGUCGACAAAGUUAUCCCGAACCUGGGCUUAGUGGUAUCAAUUUACGACGUCACAAACAUAGAGGGCGGCUUCGUGUAUCCGAACGACGGCGCAGCUUUCUUCACGGUGCAAUUUAGGUUGGUUGUCUUUCGCCCCUUCAUUGGCGAGAUUAUCGUGGGGAAGCUCAAAUCAUGUUCAAGGGAGGGGCUGCGCAUCUCGCUGGACUUCUUCGAUGACAUCCUCAUUCCCGAGCACGCGCUGCAGGACCCGUCCUUCUAUGACGAGGCCGAGCGGCUGUGGGUGUGGAAGUUCGACGGCAACGACAUGUACAUGGACUUGCAGGAGCCCAUUCGCUUCCGUGUGCACAGCGUAAAGUUCAACUCGCCGCCCACACCCAUCCAGCUGGCCAACGCGACAGGUGACGACAAGCUGCUGGGCACCGCCGCCAAGCCCUUCAGCCCCAUGGUGGUGGUGGGCGACAUCAACGGCGACGGCCUGGGCUGCACGUCCUGGUGGGCGGGGUGACGCAGCAGCACGUGAAGCACGUGCAGCUGGCGCGGCUGCGGAGGCUGUGGAGGCUGCGGAGGCUGUGGAGGCUGUGGAGGUGGGCAGCGGCUUUGGGUGGCGUGCAGCGUACCGGAACGCGGCGGCUGCAUUCGCGUAGGCAUUGCGGUGCUUCAUGGCGGGAAGGCGAUGGGCCUGGCGCGUGGCUGGUGCUUGGAGCAAGCGGCGUUGGCAUGUGGUGCGCCAGUGUGUGAAAUGCAUGCUGGUUGGAGAGGGCAAGCGGCGAGGGUGAGCUUGGAAUGCAGCCUGGGCCUAGAUGGAGGUCCACCUCGGAGCACGGGGUUUCUAGUUGUGCGUGUGGCCGCACAGCGGGCGGGUGUUGCGGCCUGCUGCGGAAGGGCAGUCUGACGGCGCUGAAGCGGAGGCGGUGGCAGGGCACUGCCCAUCGUGCGCCUCUGGUACAGUAAGAUAGGGUCAGUGCGACGGUUGUGCGGCAGGUGGUGAGGCCCUCACGGCGGAUGUUACAAUGUGGACACGCGGUAUGUGGACGUACCCCCAGAAACACGGUGCGCGUGCCAGCGUGGCGACGGUUGCACUAUUGAAGCGGCACGUCUGCUUUGUAGUGUUGACGUCGGCUAGCAGCCUAGCACGCAGAUGCCGAGUCGGUAUGGUACGCAACAAAGUACCUCUGUCUGUGGCGUAGUGGACGUGUGUGCCUCCCACUCGCAGGAAUGCGGGUACAAGCCACUGAAGCCAGUACAAGCCGUACAGCCGCACAGGGCCUACACGCGUGAUGGCCCUUAUGCAACCUCAGGCAGCUUCA
Molecule: messenger RNA, 1544 nt
Organism: Chlamydomonas reinhardtii
Lineage: Eukaryota; Viridiplantae; Chlorophyta; Chlorophyceae; Chlamydomonadales; Chlamydomonadaceae
Exons: 5
Coding region: 137-742 (201 amino acids)
Biological process (GO): DNA-templated transcription; transcription initiation at RNA polymerase III promoter
Cellular component (GO): RNA polymerase III complex
Source: RefSeq, a predicted model, not a curated record